AGGUCUAUUUUCCAAGAGUCGUUUCUGCGAUGGUCCAAGCCGAGCAAGAUUCACAUCCAAUCGAAAGUAGACUCUCCCGAAAUAGUGAUCACUUUUGCCAGAAGAGAGCAUGGCGACGGCGAUUACAACUCUUUCGAUGGGAGAGGUGAGUAGCCAUGGGGAGGUAACCAUGCGGAGAUAAGCUUUUAGAGAUUAAUUUUUAAAAAAAAACAAACACACCUAGAAACAAAGCUUUUCGGAUAAAACCUUUAUGAACAUUUUAAACUUAUUUUAUUGUAUAUUAAUACUUGAAUGCCGCACCCGCUUCUGCUUUCACAAAACAUAUUUAUUUAACCAAAUAUUUAAAUUUAUUGCAGGAAAAAAAAAUACGCACCAAAUGCACUUGCGAUAUUACUUUUAUUUUUAGAAACAAUCUCACUUAGGUCAGUUAUCGGGAAUUUUAUUUCAUGAGAUCAGUGUCAUCCUAUUUCCUACGACCUUCCCAUUGAAAAAUUUAACAAUAACAACAUAUUUUUGGGGGGUUGGGUUAGGGGGUGGUGAGGAACAUUUGAAAGAAUGAUUUUUCAUCGGCAACGAGUCCAUGUGACAAGUUUCGGCUUUCUGGGUUGACGGGAAGUGGGUCAAUUAGCCGUCGGAAUAUUUUGCCAUUCAGGAACAAAAACGAAGUUAAUAUAAUGGAUUUAAGAAAAUACGGUGAGGGACUAUUCUUGAAAAGAGGAGAGAGAGAGUGAGAGAGAGAGAGAGAGAGAGAGAGAGAGAUAGAGAGAUGUUAUAGAUUUUGCUUUACCUCUUUCUAGUCAGAGAUGUGGAAACAAGGGAAGAAUUGGCUGUCUAUUAAGAUAUAUACCAUAACCAUGAACCAAUUAAACAUUCUGGGUUUAAUACCAGCGAAAGUAUGUCCUGUAUUUUCAUGCCUAAGAACGGGUCAUUGGGUGUUUCAGGUAUGCUGCUAGCCCACGCCUACCCCCCGGGGAACGUCAGCAUGUCAGGUGACAUCCAUUUUGACAUGGACGAGCUGUGGUCAUCCGGGGUCAACAAAUCGGACACGCGGGACCUGAUGAUGAUCGCCAUGCACGAGGCUGGGCACUCCCUGGGGCUGCAGCAUUCCAAAAACGUACGUGCA
Messenger RNA from Lymnaea stagnalis (great pond snail), 1123 nucleotides. The record is from the annotation of a GenBank genome assembly. Lineage: Eukaryota; Metazoa; Mollusca; Gastropoda; Lymnaeidae.